AAAGAAAUCUUUUGCAGUGUUAGCCAAGCCGCAUCAUGACAACCUUCUCCUGCCUCAAGUGCGUUGUGCAAAUAUUGGUCGUGUUAUGCUUUUUAAAUGCUUUCGGCUCUGCAUUGAAACCAGGUGACGAAUGCAGACUUAGAAACGCCGCUGUUGGACUAUGUAAGUACCUCACGGACUGUGCACCUGCCUUGCAAACAAUCAAAGACGGUGGUUUCCCCGAAGAGGUAUGCGACUCUUCGAGUACGCAGUUUAUAAUUUGUUGCGAAGAUGUUAGCCCCGUAACCCCUAAAGUUGUACAACCUCGAAUAGAAAUAGCGACUCCAAAUAUCGCCACCAAAGUUACAACCACUAACAGAAAUGCAGGAGAAAUAAGCAAGAAGAAAUGUAAGGAGUAUGCUAAAUACGUUUGGGACAGGAGCCAGUCGCCAACCUUAGGCAGGCUCAAUCACACAUCGAAUACCUUCGAAUGUCCUUUCGAAAAAAUACCCCUGAUUGUUGGUGGUAAACUGGCUUCAAGGCGGGAAUUUCCUCAUAUGGCUUUAAUUGGUUACACCCUAGGUGAUGAGGUACAAUGGAGUUGUGGUGGGACAUUAAUAAGUGAAAAUUACGUACUAACAGCUAGCCAUUGCUUGAGACAUAGACAGUUGGGAUUAGCUAAGCUGGUUAGGGUCGGUAUGACCAAUCAGUCAGACACCUAUUACCUUCAAGAACGUACUGUAACUGAAGUAAGGUAUCACCCUGACUACAAUUCAGGGGCCAAAUACAACGACAUAGCGUUGCUAAAAUUAUCGAAAAACGUCGACCCAAAUACUUAUGCGAGACCUGCCUGUCUCCAUACAACAAAAGAGAUUGCCUAUGGAAAAGCCAUCGCUACAGGUUGGGGUAACAUAGGAUUUGCCGUUCAAGGGGGUAGUAACGACCUGCUGAAAGUGGUACUGGAAUUUUUUGACAACCCGUCAUGCAAUGAGUCGUAUAAGAGGAAGAUAAACAAAAAGAAUACUGAGAUCAAAGACGGGAUAUCUGACGAUUUGAUGAUUUGUGCUGGGUCACAUAGCGAAAUCAAAGACACCUGUGAGGGUGAUUCAGGCGGUCCUCUGCAAGUAUACUACAAUGACAAUGAGGUGAAGUGCAUGUAUAGCGUCGUCGGUGUUACAUCUUUCGGAAAAGCUUGCGGAUUGGCAAAGAACACCCCAGGCGUUUACACCAGGGUGUCCUCGUACAUAAAAUGGAUAGAAGACGUCGUAUGGCCAGAAGAACAAUGAUACAUCUAUUAUUAAUGAAUUGAGCAAUACCAGUGAUAAAUAAAACAAUAAUGUAAAAUAACAGACUAACUCUGUUGUUAUGUUGAAUAAACGAAUUAUAAAAUUGUUUUAAAGUUAA
Anoplophora glabripennis (Asian longhorned beetle) is the source of this 1383-nucleotide messenger RNA. Its product is annotated as serine protease persephone. The coding region runs from base 36 to 1265 and encodes 409 amino acids. Gene Ontology annotation, molecular function: serine-type endopeptidase activity. The transcript is spliced from 6 exons. Lineage: Eukaryota; Metazoa; Arthropoda; Insecta; Coleoptera; Cerambycidae. The record is from RefSeq and is a predicted model, not a curated record. Gene Ontology annotation, biological process: proteolysis.